Molecule: messenger RNA, 827 nt
Organism: Oncorhynchus keta (chum salmon)
Lineage: Eukaryota; Metazoa; Chordata; Actinopteri; Salmoniformes; Salmonidae
Product: nuclear apoptosis-inducing factor 1-like
Exons: 1
Coding region: 1-579 (192 amino acids)
Source: RefSeq, a predicted model, not a curated record
AUGCCCAGGAGGCGCAGGCCUAUGCCCAGGAGGCAGGCCUAUGCCCAGGCGGCGGAGGCCUAUGCCCAGGAGGCGGAGGCCUAUGCCCAGGAGGCGGAGGCCUAUGCCCAGGAGAGGCAGGCCUAUGCCCAGGAGAGGCAGGCCUAUGCCCAGGAGAGGCAGGCCUAUGCCCAGGAGGCGCAGGCCUAUGCCCAGGAGAGGCAGGCCUAUGCCCAGGAGAGGCAGGCCUAUGCCCAGGAGAGGCAGGCCUAUGCCCAGGAGAGGCAGGCCUAUGCCCAGGAGAGGCAGGCCUAUGCCCAGGAGGCGCAGGCCUAUGCCCAGGAGAGGCAGGCCUAUGCCCAGGAGAGGCAGGCCUAUGCCCAGGAGAGGCAGGCCUAUGCCCAGGAGAGGCAGGCCUAUGCCCAGGAGGCGCAGGCCUAUGCCCAGGAGAGGCAGGCCCAGGCACUGGAGUGCACCCAGGCAGCCCUGCUGGCCCUGGUUCAGAUGAUGAGGCCGGCUUUUAAAGACCCGAGGAAGUUCCUGCAGAGCGGGACUGACAACUCCAACAACUCGGGGACUCUUGCAGAGGGCUCGCAAUAGAGGCCCAAGAUCCCGUUGCCACAGCCAGCCGAGGAUGAACAAUAAAGUGUGUGUGAGAGUGUGUGUGUGUAUGAAAUGUGUUUGUGAGCUUGCUCAUGCUUGUAUGAAAUAUGAGAAAGAUAACUGUAAUGAGUUCCCUCAGAAAGAGCAUGCACAGAGGUUUAGUGUUAUAGUUCUAGAUAGAAAUAAGUUGCUGUAAUGGUUGUAAAAUGAAGUUCACAUUUUCCAUUAUGGAUUUGUAUAAUUGA